Molecule: messenger RNA, 6153 nt
Organism: Struthio camelus australis
Lineage: Eukaryota; Metazoa; Chordata; Aves; Struthioniformes; Struthionidae
Gene: ASB2
Product: ankyrin repeat and SOCS box containing 2
Biological process (GO): protein localization to T-tubule; regulation of cardiac muscle contraction; intracellular signal transduction
Cellular component (GO): T-tubule
Molecular function (GO): protein binding
Source: RefSeq, a predicted model, not a curated record
CUGAGAUUCAGAACAACUUAUAUUUUGGCUUGUAUUCGCUGAUCAUGGGGUGAUCCAGAAAUAAACUCCAGGCUUCAAAGUGAGAGUGUUUCAAAGCUGUCCUGCAGUUGAUCGAAACAUCCAGGCAAAGCAGGGAGAUGAAUACCAACGAGGAUUUUCUGAAUUAAGACUUAAUCAAGGAGAUAACUCAUUUCAACAAUAUUAUUAGCCUUUUAUUUCAGGACAAAAAGGAAAGCAAAAAAAAAAAAAAUGGCUACAACAGCAGCAAAUACUCAAAGGGAAAUGAUUGGCUGCGAGGAAUACAAUCUGUACAGCAGCCUGAGUGAGGACGAGCUUAUAAAAAUGGCCAUACAGCAGAGCCUGGAGGAGGAUCCUGCAGGGCAGUCGGCUGCCCAGAGUCAUCAGAAGUCAGUUGUGACGGGCCCCGGCGAGGCAGCUGCACCCAGCCGCACCAGCAGCCACAACCCUCCCUACCAGAUUUACCCCUGGCAAAGAUUGGCGGCCCAGACAAGAGGCCAUGCUCACUCUUCCAGCUCGGGGGCAGCCUGGGGGGUCAGGCGAAGGUACGAUGGCAGCCUGUUCAGCACACCUCAGCCCAUAGAGCUUGACCCAGUGGUGGCAGCAAUCAAGGAUGGAGAUGAAAAAGCAGUAUGUAACAUGAUGAAAUCAGGGAAAGACCUUUCUGAACCUAAUAAGGAUGGCUGGAUACCUCUCCAUGAAGCUGCAUACUAUGGCCAAGUGGGUUGCCUAAGCCUGUUGCAAAAAGCAUACCCUGGCACAAUCGACCAGCGCACUCUCAACGAGGAGACAGCUCUAUACCUGGCCACGAGCCGGGGCAACCUAGACUGCCUCCUCACCCUACUGCAGGCUGGAGCCGAGCCCGACAUCUCCAAUAAGGCCAGAGAAACUCCGCUUUACAAAGCCUGUGAACGCAAGAAUGCAGAGGCCGCAAGACUCCUGGUGCAGUACAACGCUGAUACCAACCAUCGUUGCAAUCGAGGAUGGACUGCUCUCCAUGAGGCUGUCUCCCGAAAUGACCUGGAGAUUAUUGAUAUCCUUGUGAAAGGGGGUGCCAAGAUUGAGUCCACAAAUUCCUAUGGAAUUACUUCUUUAUUUGUGGCAGCUGAGAGUGGGCAGUUGGAUGCUUUGAGAUACCUGGCAAAAUGUGGUGCUGAUAUAAAUACUCAAGCCAGUGAUAAAGCCUCUGCUCUUUAUGAAGCCUGUAAAAAUGGGCAUGUACGUAUCGUGGAGUUUCUGUUGUCCCAAGGAGCAGAUGCUAACAAAGCCAAUAAAGAUGGCCUGUUACCUCUUCACAUAGCAGCCAAAAAAGGCAUUUGCGAGAUUGUAUCCAUGCUGAUCCCUGUAACCAGCCGCACUCGUGUCAAGCGCAGCGGCAUCAGUCCCCUGCACUUAGCGGCUGAACGCAACAAUGACGACACCUUGGAAGAGCUGAUCGACGCUGGCUACGAUGUGAAUACUACCCUCUCCCAGGAACGUUCCUGCCUUUAUGAGGACAGACGCACCACACCCCUUUAUUUUGCUGUCUUUAACAAUAACAUCUAUGCCACAGAGCUCUUGCUGGAGGCUGGAGCCAACCCCAACGUUGACCUCAUCAACCCAUUACUUAUCUCCAUUCGCCAUGGCUGCCUAAAGACCAUGAAACUGCUUCUUGACCAUGGAGCAAACAUUAAUGCCUAUAUUUCAAGCCAUCCCACCACCUUUCCAGCUACCAUCAUGUUUUCAAUGAAGUACCUUUCUGUGCUGAAAUAUCUCCUGGAUCUGGGCUGUGAUGCAAUUUCCUGUUUUGAGUGUCAGUAUGGAAACGGCCCACAUCCUGCGUUAAAUUACAGAAGAGACAGACUUAGUGAUCCUCAGCAGUCCAAACAGCCAACCGUAAUACAGUUUUGUGACAUGGUGUCUGCUCCAGAGAUGAGUCGUUGGGCCGGGCCGAUUAUUGAUGUUCUCCUGGAUUAUGUGGGUAAUGUGCAGCUCUGUUCCCGGCUCAAGGAGCACAUAGACAGCUAUGAGGACUGGGCUGUGAUUAAAGAAAAAGCAGAGCCCCCAAGACCUCUUGCACAUCUUUGCCGCAUCAAGGUUCGAAGCUUGGUUGGAAGAAAUCGCAUUAAACUUAUUGACACCUUGCCUCUCCCGGAUAGACUGAUUCGAUACUUACAGCAUGAUUACACGCAGUGACCUUGGGCAAACCAGAUACACAGCGGCUUCCUGGCAUGGCACCCAGAGUCAUUGCAGCAGAUACUGGUAUGGUGAUGGCACGCACACUGCACGGUGGGGAGGAACCGCUGCUGGCCUUGGUCAAGUGCCCUCCAAUUAUUCAACUAAAAGAAAUACAUUUCUGCAGCAAGAAUGAGAACAAACUGAAAGACACGGAGUGCUAAACAGACCUAUCAUUAGUUUUUCCCGAGAGAAAACAUGCACAAUUCACCUCAGAGCUUGGUCUACAAAGAAAGGGAAAUGAAAACCAGCACUGAAAAAUGAGUAGUGCUGACGCAAGUAUCAGUGAGGAACUGAAAGGUAUUCUGGGGUCUGGUGGAACUGAGUCCUGCUUGUGAUCAGAAUUCAGAAAUCAUCAAGAAUCACCGUAUUUGGAAAAGCAAUCACAUUUUGUUCACUGACUGAGAUUUUUUGUUUUAGUUUCUAUUCUAUUUUUUGAAUUUCUGCUCAGUGUGCUGGUUACUAAUUCUCUAAUAUUUUGACACCACCCUGCUAACACUUUUACUUUACUUUUUUUUUUUGAUCUUUCUUUUUGAAUAGAGAAGUUGAUUUCUGAACAUUCAAAGCUCAGAACAUUUUAGUAGAUUCUUUUUCCCUCAACACAGAGCUAUGUAAAUAUUAGGACACAUCCAGAAGUGCUGAUUCCUUUAAAAGUCAAGGGAAGGUUUAUUUAAGAAGGAUGUAAGAACUGUAUUUAUGCAUAGAAUAUAGAGCUCCUAUUGCAUUUCAUUUGCAAGAAGAAAUAGGUGAAAUUCUGUUUGAGAGAAUUUUCUGGAGUAGGAAUUUGAAAGCAACUCUGAGCUCAUUUUAGGGGUCUAAAUUAGAAGUAGCUGCACUGAAAACGGUAACUUUACUCUGUCUUGAAGCUGGUGUCAGAAGAGAACAAAACCCUAGAGGAUCAUGAACUGACAGUGAUGCAAUAGAGAGAGGCAAGGUACGUAAGGAUGUGCAACACUGUUAAACCAACUUUAUCUGUUGCUCUGCGAGAUCUUAGUCUCGUCCUAUGAAAUCCAGCCUGUCCUACCUCCUUGGAUCACUGUGGCUAUCACAAUGCUAUUACUGGAAGAAGAGAGAUUAUUUCAAAAUGGUGAAACUCAAACUUUGAGAUUAUGAAAAUGAAUACCCAGAAUUAGGCUUCCAAAUCUUUAUUCAGGUGCCUAAAUGACGUGAAGUUGUUUACACCAGGUGUAGUUCCACUGAAGCCAAUGGGACCACAUCUGGUGUCAGAUAUUACUGAGGUAGAAUAAAAGUUAUAAAAUGUAGCCCUGAGUUUCCUGAGUUUGGAAGUUUGGAGUAUCUGUUGGCUCCCUUUGACACUGAUGAAAGUCAUUAUCUCAGCUUCUUUGAAAAUUCGGUCACCUAUUUACAGCUCAGAUCCACAACUGAUUUAUGGCAGCUUAACAAGUUACCAUCUAUCAGCUGUACUGCCAUAAUCAUCCGUGAAAUUCUUUUAUUGAGGUUUUUAACAAGUCACAUUUCCUCACAGCUGGGGAGGCUGAGGAGCUCACAAACACUUAUUGGCAGUGACUACAGCUCUGGUGACAGGUGUGACUUGCUGAACCACUGUGAUCUGACGUGUGCCUCCGUCCCAGUCAGGCAUCUAAGUAAUGAUGGAAGAACCUAAAUUUGGCACCAUAUAUUUGCAGAUCUCAUGCUAGAAGCUCACUGGUUCUUAUCUCAGAUAACAAAAGAGCUGUGCAGUAUGAUUUGGUUGGAUUCCCAUCAGAGAUUUGACUGAUAUGUUUUGUUUGUUGGCCAGCGUACCAUCCAUGCAAUCAGGCAGAAAUAUUAGCAGGGAAAAUGUGUUGCACCGAGUUUUCUUUGUGUGGAGUUUUACACCUUACCACAGGACUACAAGUGUGUUGCACACAUACAGACUUGUCUGGGCACAGAAUUUUAGAUUGCAUAAUGGAUUGGCAUGAAAUGCGUUUAGCACUUGUGGAAUAGGAUAUGAGCAGAAGCAGAAAUGGUUACAGCUAACUGUGCUCUAUCCAGCACUCUCUCCUUCCUAAAUACUGAAGCGGUUCAAAAACCAGCCUAGUUUCAGUUCAGACUGUACUGUGAUCUUCUUGCAAAGCUUUGGAAAGUCAGCUGAGAUUUCUCCAGUGCUGAAAUUUCAUCCAGUGACUUUCAUUAUUACCACUUCAGUAUCUGCCUCCUUCCACAAUGUAUGAACCCCAGCACUCUUGCAGGGUGGGAGGGAAGUGCUCCGAGGGGAGCUGUGCUAUCUCCCUGUCCAGACCCAUGGUGGGCACAGUCCUGCGGCACAUGGGCACUCAGUCAGGCUCAGAAGAUGGAGCCUCCCAGUCACACCAGUUAGGAGCUGGCUGCCAGUGUUUGCAGUACUGAGAACAGCUGCCUGAGUGGGCCACUAAAACUCUCUUCUGGGUUUUGGGGGUCUGUCCCUGCAGACCAACAUGUUAGAAAAUAUGCUCAUAUUUCAAGCAAAAGAAAGGAAAAAAUAUGUCUUUAUUCCUUAUGUACCAUGCUGCUUGGAAAAGAUGAAACAUCUCAGGCCACCCCAGACACUUCAUGGCAUCACACAGUGCAGCCUCCCUAAGCUGUGAUCAUGCAGAUGCCUUAUAAACCACGCUAGGGAACUGCUCAAGGAUGACAAAAUGUUGGGUGGAGGAAAAGCGAAUGGAGACUGGAAUUCUUUAGGCCAGUAUUGCCAGCGGGGCCCUGUAUUGAUAAAAAUAGCUUCAGAGAUGCAAAGUCACCCGUGGAGUUCAUGCAUCCCGCACCUUAGUGGGCUGAGCAGUGAAGAUUUGGUUCUUCCUCAGACUAAUAUACACCAGGAGAAAAUUCCCUGAAAUUAAAUGAUUGCAACAGAGCAGGGUCAUAGAGGGUGUUGCACACUGAACAUUGCCUGGCAGAGACGAUGUCCCUAAGCGUUCAUUUGGCGUGCAGUGACAGCCUUGGAGACUGCUGGCUGACAGAAGGAUUUGAAACCACAUGUAUACCCAACUACAUGUAUACACCCCAGGGAUGGGCUUCCGUAAACAAUCCCAAGAUGGGAAUUUCCCCUGAAUCAAAAUCAUUGUACAUGUAGAAGUCUCACAACUUGUGAUUUUUUUUUCCCUUAGAAAGUUGAAACUGGGUUUGGGUGGGGCCAGUACGCAAAGUCUAUUUCUUCUUUCAGCCAAGCAAUAUUCAUCUCUGUUGGGAACCCCAUGCUGUGGUUCCUCUUGAACAUUUGUGCUGACCAGGAUUAUCACUGAGCUCGAGAGUGCUAAUCUGAUGUAGAAGUGUGGCAACUGCAAGAAGAAUAAAGGCACACCGUGCAUAGAAACUGAGGAGAAACGAGUGUGUAAGAGGGUGAAUCUAGUAAUUACAAUAUCGUUAUAUCCCUUCUGCUUAAUCCUUACUGAAAAACCUUUACACAGUCGGUUUACACUUAUUUGCACUGAAAUAGAGCUGGCUACCUCUUACACAUUGACUGCUGACACAAGUAUUUCAUGUGUGAUACUGAGUCUGCACAAAUUCUAUGUGAAUUUAAUGCAUCUAUUUAGAAGUUACUGUGAAAUGGCAAAUACCAAAUAACCCAAACAAACAAGACUUUGUAACCAGAUCGGUACUUCCAGUGCAAGAUAAAGUGGUUUAUUUUCACUGAGCAUGAUAGACAUCUUCAGAGAUGAUGACUUUUUCUUAAAUGUUCUAGGAGUAUUUCAUGACCAGGUUACUAUACUUUUUUUUUUACUGCAACAUGUGCAAUUCACUCUAUGUUCUUGUGCACUUUUUUGAUUUUUUAUUUUAUUUUGUAUGAAAGCCUUUUCAUUUACCUCUCCCUUCCCAUUAUUUAUAGACGCUAUUGUGGUGUUAACAGUUUAAAUUUGUUUUGUUGUAGUAAAUAGCAACUCUUGAAUGUUAUAGUUCUAUCUUUCAAACAAAAUAUGAAUAAACAAGUAGAUUCUGAAGGAC